This is a messenger RNA of Adineta steineri, 516 nucleotides long. The record is from the annotation of a GenBank genome assembly. Lineage: Eukaryota; Metazoa; Rotifera; Eurotatoria; Adinetida; Adinetidae.
AUGCUUGCGAUGAUUUGGAUAUUCAUCGUGCUUAUCGGGAUAGCAUCAGUUGAAGGUCGCACUAAUGCCAGUGGAGUUUUACUCGUAAAUACCAUUUGGUCUAUUGCAAAAAGUCCUAUCUAUAUCACGGGUAAUAUUGGUGUUCCAGACAACGUACGGCUUACUAUUGAAGCAGGUGUUCAAGUAAUCUUUCCAAAUAACGGAAACUACCAAAUUUUAGUCAAAGGUGGAAGUCUCACUGUACGAGGCUCUUCAAAAUCCUCGGUGCGUUUUAUUGCUCAAGGACUCAGUGAUUCCAAUUGCAUGAUUACGUUUAAAGGCUCUCAACUGUCGAAAAGUUCAUUCUCUUAUGCUUACUUCGAAGGCCCGAAAGGUGCUAUAUGUUUACAGAAUUCGGCCGAUGGGUUACCUCAAAAUGCAUAUACCGUUCGAUCUGAAUUUGUUACCUUCAACAGGACAACGAUCCUCGCAGCUGGUGAUCUAAAUAAAAAUGGAAACAAUAGUAAGCAGCAUUAG